GUCACCCUGUGCUGUCACCCAUUUGAAUCUUGCAAAUUAAUAUUAUGUGAAAAAAUCAUUGUUUAAUUUAUUAUUUCGAAGUAUUGUUAACAAAUUGUAAAUAUUUAACUAAUUAGCAAAUACUAAUACAUGUUCAACUUUAUAAAUAACUCUCUUUAGUCACUAAACUCUAUUAUUUAGCUAGGUCAUGUCUGAAGUCGAAAAUACCGGCAUUGGUGAUUCACUAAGCGAUAAAAUUGAUGAGGAUGGCUUUAAUAAGUUAGUAGUAAAAUGUAAAUACUGUGGCUCUAAAAUAUUGGACAAAAAAUCGGGAAAAUACAUCGCUCAAGAGAAAGAGCUACCUCUUAUGCAGCAAGACACGAGAAAGGAGGGGGAAAUACAGAGUGAAAAAGUUAACCAUUUCUACCAUGUGGAGAAUAUGUUCACUUUCGAGAACAUAGGAUUUACACACACAGUAGAUUGUUACAAAUAUCUAAGUUGUGCAGAUUGUGAUGCUGGGCCCGUUGGAUAUUAUGAUAUGAACACUAAACACAGUUAUGUAGCUUUAUGUAGAAUAGAAUAUGCUUAGAAUUAUGAAGUAAUUAUUGCAUAGUUUUGGAGUUAUCACUUAUCAGUAUCAAUUUUAUUGGCUGACACUUUUUAUUAAUGUUUCAUUAGGCCAUACCCAAAGGACAAAAUGGAACCCUAAUACUACUUUGCUGUCUUUCAGUCCAUCUAUUAUCAGUUACAUAUCUGAUUUGGUAUAGCAUGUCAACCCAGAAGAAUUAAAAUUCAAUUCAAUUAUUUUUAGGUGGUCUUAGGCCCCUAACUUGCAAAACUUAAUAAUAAUAAUUUGGCUACCAAUACAUAGAAGAUGUAAUGUAGUCAUUUAAAGAUUCUAAUAGGGACAACAGUAUGUUCUGUAAACUUUUAAUGAGUUGGUUCCCAAUCCCAAAAUUCAUUUAAGAAGCUUUACUUAUGGACGUAAUUAAUCAUAUAAUCAAUCCUAUUAGUAAUCUGUUGAUAGGUUACAUAACAACAUUGUUAUUUGUCCAAAAUUUGACAAUCUCAUAUUUGAUGCUAGGGAGCUAAGAACAUUAUUAAGUAAUUAAUAAAUACAACUAUUGUAUAUUUGCCAAUUUUUACCCAUUUGCAGUGAAGCAGUUUGGUCUAUGUAUGUCCAUUCCUGUCUGCUCGUAACUAGAUACUCAACAGCUCAACCGAUUUUAAUAAAUGAUAAGUAUGUCAUUAGAUUAGUCUUGAUGUUACUGAGUACACUGGGUACUGACUGGGUUAUUCACUCAAAACUUAAAAUUCUUAAAAAAAAAAUGGUUUUUAUGUGCUUUUUGUGGAAUAAAAAAAAAACAGUUGUUUUGAAAACUUUUAAAUUACUUAUAAUUUUACUAAGCACAUAUUCAGUAAACUUAAUUUUAAGUGUCUGGAAGUACCUACUUAGGUAUAGAAACGUCAUGCUUAAUUUAUUCAAUUAUUGCAAUUGCUAUGCGUAAUAAGAUUGCUAAAGCUCAUUUACAUAUCAUUCCAAUGUAAUUUUUUUCAGAAAAGAUUAUGAAUAUUUAAUUUUGAAAUAAGUACUUAUUUUUGAUGGAGUUGUAAUUUGUAUGUCUGUGCACAGCCCCAGUAUAAUUUUGUAUU
This is a messenger RNA of Maniola jurtina (meadow brown), 1632 nucleotides long. RefSeq names its product guanine nucleotide exchange factor MSS4 homolog (gene strat). Lineage: Eukaryota; Metazoa; Arthropoda; Insecta; Lepidoptera; Nymphalidae. The record is from RefSeq and is a predicted model, not a curated record. Bases 188 to 568 code for a protein of 126 amino acids. The transcript has 2 exons. Gene Ontology annotation, cellular component: membrane; cytosol. Gene Ontology annotation, molecular function: zinc ion binding; guanyl-nucleotide exchange factor activity. Gene Ontology annotation, biological process: small GTPase-mediated signal transduction; post-Golgi vesicle-mediated transport.